ACCUCACAGUCUGUUUCGAGUAUACAGUCCGAGGUCUGUUUCAGUCUGUUUACACCAGUCAGCUGGAAGAUAAUGGACGGGUUUUGAUUUUAGCUGCUGAUGCGUAGUGCGUCAGGGCGUUCCAUUGGCAAUUCUUUUACGACAUUACGCGACAUACGAGUAUAACUUGGAUCAAAUUGGAGCGAGUCAAUUCUAUAAAAGAGUCGAACAUGUCGGACGUUAAGAGCUUGGAGCACCCAACUUUGAAGGUGCCGUACGAGCUGUUAAAUAAAAAAUUUCGAUCUGCUCAAAAAACUUUGGAUCGUGAAGUUUCUCACGUCCAGACAGCGGCAAACGAAUUGGAGAAAGGAUUAGUGGUAGAAUCAGGAGGAGUGGCCAGCGGUGAAAUAACUCGUCUGUUAGGAGGUGUUGUAGCCAGACUUCAAGUGCUGAAGCGUAAAGCACAAGAAUCAAUCGCUGAAGAGCUGCAGGCUGGUAUGGUCUGCAAAAGACGACUGGAUCAUUUAAAGGAACAUGCAAAUACAGCGCCAUGUGCUGUCAACCAGUGGAGAAGACAGAGACUGGACAGGAUGCUGGUCGAAUAUUUUUUACGCAAAGGAUAUUACACGACUGCCACCAAGUUGGCUGAUAAUAGUGAAUUAAGGGAUUUGACUAACAUUGAUGUGUUCAUGGUAUCAAGAGAGGUGGAAAAAUCUUUGGCCAACCAUGAGACAACAAGAUGCUUGGGAUGGUGUCAUGACAAUCGGUCCAAGCUGCGCAAGCUGGGCAGCACUAUGGAGUUCAAUGUACGUGUACAAGAAUUUGUUGAAUUGGUACGAGCAGAUCGUAGACUAGACGCAGUAAAACAUGCCAGAAAGUGUUUUGCCAACUACGACGACUACCAGCUUCAAGAAAUUCAAUGCUGCAUGGGGCUUUUGGCAUUUCCAGCUAACACUGAAUUGAGUCCUUACAAAGAUUUGCUUGAUGAAAAAAGAUGGGAAAGGUUGAUUGAGCAGUUUCGCCAUGAAAACUACAGGCUAUUUCAACUGGCUAGUCAGAGUGUAUUCACUGUGGCAUUGCAGGCAGGUUUGUCCGCCCUUAAAACCCCACAAUGCUACAGUGCUAAUAGGGAAGGCAAAAAUCCGAGUUGCCCAGUUUGUAACGAGGCACUAAACGAACUUGCAUCUACUUUACCUUUUGCUCAUUGUUCGCAAUCUCGACUUGUCUGCAGUAUCAGCGGCAAACCCCUGAACGAAUACAACCAACCAAUGAUGAUGCCUAAUGGAUAUGUUUAUGGUGAACACGCUCUAGAGAAAAUGGCACAGGAAAACAAUGGAACUGUGAUCUGUCCGAAAACCAAAGAAGUAUUCCCAUAUAAGAAGAUCGAAAAAGUUUACGUUAUGUAAAAUACUCGUACUAUAAAUAUUUUCAAGUGUAUAAUAUAAAGUAGAAUCUUUUUUCUCUAUCUCAUUCUCUCAUUAUGUGAAUUUUGAAUUAAAAAUUAUCAUUUCUUGUAUGCUAA
Molecule: messenger RNA, 1501 nt
Organism: Diprion similis
Lineage: Eukaryota; Metazoa; Arthropoda; Insecta; Hymenoptera; Diprionidae
Gene: Kaz
Product: E3 ubiquitin-protein transferase MAEA
Exons: 5
Coding region: 210-1385 (391 amino acids)
Biological process (GO): proteasome-mediated ubiquitin-dependent protein catabolic process
Cellular component (GO): GID complex; cytoplasm; nucleus
Molecular function (GO): protein binding; ubiquitin protein ligase activity
Source: RefSeq, a predicted model, not a curated record